AACAGCGGUAGGCUACCCGGAGCAUUUUCACGGCGUGGAUCGGAAGUACAACUUUUAUCUCUUCCUAUCAGUUGUACCUAAAAUGGCGGCGCGCAUUGCCCUACCUGCAGCGUGAAAAUAACUACAUGUUAUGCGCUGAGGGUUGACUUCUAGGCGGUAGACGGACAGAAACGGACGGCGUUCCAGACCGACACGCAACAUGUCCAAGAUCUCCAGGGCAGCGAAAGUGGUGAAGAAGGUGGAGCCCGCGGGGGUGAUCCGGGCCAUCAUACGCUCAGGCCAGGCUACUCCGGGGCCCCCACUUGGCCCUGUGCUAGGACAGAGAGGAAUUCCGAUUGGCCUGUUCUGCAAGGACUUCAAUGACAGAACCAAAGACAUCAAAGAGGGCAUCCCACUUCCCAUUCGGAUCCACGUCAAGCCCGACAGGACGUAUGACUUGAAGAUCAAUCAGCCGACGGUGUCUUACUUCCUGAAGGCUGCUGCUGGCAUUGAGCGAGGAGCAGGUAAAACAGGCCAUGAAAUUGCGGGAAUGGUGUCCGUGCGGGCGGUGUACGAGAUCGCCAAAGUGAAGGCCAUGGAUGAGAGCUUCAAACUGCGGAACGCCUCCCUGGAGAUGGUCGUUAAGUGCAUCAUCGGCUCCGCCCGCUCGCUGGGCAUCAAAGUGGUUAACGAUCUCACAGCGGAGGAGUACGCUCAGUUCAUGGAGGAGAAGGAGGCCCGGAUCCUGGCGGAGCAAGCAGCGGCCGCGGCUGAAGCCGAGGCGGCAAAGAAGAAGUGAACGCGCUCGCACACGCGUGUGCACCGCUCACACGUGUGUGCACUGAUACUCUGUACCGCGUUCAGUUUCGGACUCUCACACAUUUGUCAUAUCGAUUUUUUUAUUUUAUUUUAUUUUAUUUUUUUUUUAUUAUUAUUCGCUCAUGUUGUGUGGGCAGGUUGAUCUCUGCAGUGCCCCGUGGGGAGGUGUGCUCAUGUGACCCCCGUGUCCUCAGAACUGCCUGCGGUCAGCUGCCGCUGCCUACGCUCACUGCAGCAGUAGAGGCUGUGCGUGGUCGGGUCCAGGGCUGCGCCAGGCUGAGUGAGCCAGGGAAUCCCCUGCUGAUCCAAACCCUCCCUCCCGCAGGCAGGCAACAUGUGAGAGACUGCUGUCCACCAUUGGCAUUGGCUGGGUAAAGGUUCAUUUCUGGACUGUGACCAAAGAUCCAACGUUGGUGUUUUAGCUGGAGGUGCGGUAACGCUUUAUUUUACAAGAUGUUAAUUACCCAGUAUUUACUAGUUAUUACAGUACUUAAUAGUAUUUUACGUGACAGUUAUUUAGCUGACAGUUGAGCGCUUUUAUCCAAAGCGACUUUGAUUAGACUAAGCAGGGCACAAUCCCCCCUAGGGCAAUGUGGCUAAGGGCCUCGCUCUAGGGGCCAACAGUCCCAUGGAUCUUACCAUGGAUCAUGGUAAUUAACAGUCUGUAAAAUAAAGUGUUACCUGGCUUGCCAACUGGGAGCCCUGCUUGUCAUGCUGAAUAGGAGUCCGGUUGGGUUUUGGGUUUUUGUUGUCGGUUCAGUUCAAGCUGGCAACAGCGAUGGACCAUGUCUUUAUGGACUGGUUAGCAUGUGGUGGUGAUUAAAUAAUUCAUUAUAACAUUACAGCAAUGGUAAGUGUGACUUCUGGAAAUAAAGUUUGCCUUUUUCCCCAAAGGGGGACACUACCUCUUUGCUUUUGGAAUUAAUAAAAAAAAAAAAGAAAGUUUGUGCUCCCUUGAAUCAAAAUGAUGAAAUCUAAAGUUAAGCCCCGCAUGUGUUUCCUGUUUGCUCUUAUCGAGAAUAAGAGUAUCCUCUCCUCUCACUGCUGAUGGUGGCCUCCAGGUGUCUAGUUCAAAAGGAGAAGCGUUGUUCAUUAGUCAGUCCCUAAAUGCUGUUGACUUGGCAGAAUCUGUGCUGCACUGAUGGGCAAUCUGUAUGAAUUGGCAGUACUUUUGACCCUUAGAAAAUGAAAAAUAAAUAAAUAAAUAAAGGAUAAUCAAGGACUGUGCUUGAGGAACUUUUGGCGCAAAUCUCUGAUCUGUUUUUGGUGAUUAAAUUGUGUUAUUAUGGAAA
Molecule: messenger RNA, 2090 nt
Organism: Conger conger (European conger)
Lineage: Eukaryota; Metazoa; Chordata; Actinopteri; Anguilliformes; Congridae
Gene: mrpl11
Product: mitochondrial ribosomal protein L11
Exons: 6
Coding region: 200-778 (192 amino acids)
Biological process (GO): translation
Cellular component (GO): ribosome; mitochondrial large ribosomal subunit
Molecular function (GO): large ribosomal subunit rRNA binding; structural constituent of ribosome
Source: RefSeq, a predicted model, not a curated record